AUGAAAAAAGAUCAGAAACCCAAAGAAAAUCCUAUACAAGGCAAACCUCUUGUGGAAAAAGAGGAAGGUGGGAGUAAAGCAUAUGUGAUAUUAAUUAGCAGUAUUGUAACUCUUCUCAUUGCGAUGAUACUCACAUCUGAUAUGCUCUUCAGUAAACAACGGGAUGAAGAGACUCAAAACUCUAAUGGGGAUUCCAUACAUGCCCCACCAGCACCCCAUUUUACUUCUAAUGUUCAAACCACAGACUCCACCGAUAGUGUAGAAGAAACAUCUCAUUUACAAAAAGUCUCAGAAGCAUCCUGUUAUACACUGGAGGAGUAUAGUCUAAAGUUUAUUGCACCCCAUAAGAAUCGUAAAGGGGAUAAUAAUAAUAAUCGUAUGCAGUACUUUUUCCGAUGUGGAACUCGAUUGAUUGAUUUAAAUACCGAGAGAAACCAAAGUAAGGUAGAACUAUGUAUGAAAAAGGAGAAGCAGCAGCCAAAAACUACUACUAUGUCUACUUUAACUUCAAAUUCCAUGUUCUCAUCACUGCGUGUGUAUUUGGAAGAUGCCUAUGAAGUGCAAUUACACCUUGAACAACAAUAUAAUGUGGCUGCCCAACGUAUUCCUCUAGAGAGACUAAAUGAUGAUUACUGUGAUUGUUUAGAUGGAACAGAUGAACUCCAGACAAGUGCUUGUAGUAUGUCUGGUGCUGUAUCUCCAUUAAGUCAUGAACGAUGGAAACGUUAUUUAAUCGCCAAUGCACAUGUUCGUUUAUAUCAUGAAGAAGAACCGCCAUCUGAACAGCGAACGGCACGUCUUUUACGUCGAUUAGGUGGUCCUGUAUUACCUUUUGCAUGUCGUGGGGAUUCUAAUGUUUGGCUUGCCCCUUCACGUGUAGGGGAUGGUGUUGUUGAUUGCUGUGAUGGAAGUGAUGAAGAAAAGAAGGAAAAGGAAAAGAAAGAAGAAGAAGAAGAAAAAGAAGAAGAAGUAAAGAAACAAUGGAAAUUGCAUGUAUUAGCGCUUCAACCAUAUCUUCAUACCGAUAGUGGGAUGAUGUCUAUGUUGUCUCCCACUAUAGGAGGAAAACGCACAGUGGCGGGUAUGUUGUUAGAUAAAGAUCUCACUUCUCUCAUGUCUUGUCGUCGAGUAAAAGAGGAACGACUGCGGGAUGCCCGUGGGUUGGCAGCAAUGGUAAAAGAAGGAAACAUUAUAUAUAAACAACGUAAAGCCGAAGGAUGGGAACGGUAUGGUAAACAAAUCGUACAGGAUAGAGAUGAAAUGAAGAAGAAGGUACAGACAAUUUCAGAGGAAUUUGAUCAAGAACGAAAGAGAAUAAUUCAUUUAAUGGAAAUGGCACAAACACGAGAUCCCUUCGCUGCUGGAGUAACAAAUGAUGAAUUGAUGGCUUUAGAUAAUCUUUACAGGAAAUUGGAACAAGAGGCAUUAGAAUUACGACAUAUACAACUUAUGCUUACCUUUCGAUGGCUUGGAAAUGAUUUUGAGUAUUAUCCACUUGCUCAAGGAGAGUAUGAGAUACCAUUAGAACGUGUUGUUUACACAGCAGAAAGUAAUGCCGUAAGUAUACAGGAAGAACGUGAAAGACAUCUUUAUAAUACAACAUUUCUAUUAGAUACCCCACCAGAGUAUGUGGAUAAUACCACAUAUGAACAUUUUGCAUUUCGUCCAUAUCUUUAUAUAAUGGGUACAAUCCAAUUAACAUCCGAACAUCGCCGACUUUUAAAAGAACGUGAUGAAUUAUUGAAUGUGAAUAAAAGCUCCAAUACAUCUCAGCCAGAUUAUAAUAAUAUACGUGGACCACCGGUGAUAUUUGGGUAUUGGAUACCAGACAAGACUGAAAUAUCAUUACAAAAGUUUACUGCUAUGGAUAAUGCUGGUGGUGUAUUACUACGGCGACGUCUCUUUAUGUAUGAAGAACAUCCCAUCAUGGGUGGAAUGGAACAGUCUUUAUUACAUGAACGGUAUCAUUAUACAGGAAAUAAAAGACGUGUUCUUCGUGUGCCAUCUAAAGAUAAUAAAAAUCCCUCUACAAGAGAACAAGUAGAAAGAGCCGCUGGUGUCAGUAAAGACAUGGUGGAAGUGGAAAUACCACAUCAGUAUAAUACACCAGAUAUGGCUGCGGUUCAGUUAUUUCUUGGCGGUGCAUCAUGUGGAUUGAGGAAUGAAAAGGAAAAGGAGAAAAAUGGAAAUACACAUGAUGAUAAAGUAUCAGAUACCAAUAACUCAAAUAAUAAUGAGAAUAAUGAGAAUAAUAAUAAUAAUAAUAACGAAGAGAGUGAGAAGACUAUGAAUACUUUACUAAGUGGAGGACGAGUGGUCUAUGUCUGUGCUCCUGCCGAUAGUAUAUUAGAGUGGUAUCGUAAUGGGAAUUGUCAACAUGAAGUUCUCUUUGGUUCUCCAAGUGCCUGUUCACAAUGGACUCUGGAAAGGGCAAAGGAACGUUUACAGCAGGCGGAAGAGGCAUUACGGCAAGAAGAAGAAAAAGAAAAGGAAGGAGUCAAUCAACAGAAGAAGGAAGCGGUAAAUACGCAAUAA
Messenger RNA from Trypanosoma theileri, 2535 nucleotides. RefSeq lists its product as uncharacterized. Gene Ontology annotation, cellular component: glucosidase II complex. The transcript has a single exon. The record is from RefSeq and is a predicted model, not a curated record. NCBI's taxonomy places the organism in Eukaryota, Euglenozoa, Kinetoplastea, Trypanosomatida, Trypanosomatidae. Gene Ontology annotation, biological process: N-glycan processing. The coding region runs from base 1 to 2535 and encodes 844 amino acids.